AUGCCCACUACUAACAACUCCGACUGCGACGACCAUGGUGCUGACAACUAUGAUCCGCAUGUCGAUCAGGAUGCCCACGACGACGCUAAUACGCAACAGGAAACCGGCGUUCACAUUCAGACCGACGACUACCACCCACCAACCUAUGGCCCAUGGCCACUGCAAAAUCGUGGUAGACCAAAUUCUUCGGAUACUAUUGGAGGUGCCUACCAGGGUAGAUUGUUGGGUCAACAACUUAUCGACCCUACUGUUAUCAAUGAGGACAACUACUAUCGUCAACGCCGUCCCCCUCCACAACGCCGUUCUGAUGGGAUUAAUGCUGAAGAAGUGAAGGCAUUCCCACCUAACUAUCGUGGCCAACCGCCUAUUACUAGCGACCCACGUCUAGUACCUCUACAAUCCUAUCACCUCCCAUCUGGAGACUACAAUAGUCAGUUUGCACCCCCUUGUGCAACUAACUACCCAUCGCCUUAUGGAAAUAUUUCGUAUGGUCAAUUCGACUACCGUGGCCAACCCCACAACCCCAACUAUGUACCCCAACCUCAACAUCCUACUCCGGUUGGACACCCUUAUCCCCAGUAUGCUAAUGCAUCAUACUACUCUGCUAAUCCUUAUAACAAUGUACCACCACCACUACUCCAAGCCCCCGGUAUGUUCUAUGUCCCUAGAAAGAGGGCCAACUGUCACUACGGUUGGUGCGAAGGGUGUAAUGAUUAUAGCUGCUCUAACCAGAUCACUAUCAAAGACUAUGACUCAGCUGAGCGGGUUGUCUCCGGCCUCAAGCCGAAUACUAUAUUUAGGGGAGCUGAAGACUACCGCUCUGGCACAGCUUUCAUCGAAGAGAUGAAUAUUCAAACUGAAGGUCAUCCCGAUGUAGUGCGCUACUUAUGGCUGAAGCGCUAUACUACUAGAUAUGUUUGGAAACUGAUUACUGACUCAAUUCAGCCUCCUACUAGAUGUCACCGUGCCUAUCCGCUCCAGCUGGCCCAACUAUUACAAAGACUACAUUUCCACUAUGACUCACUCGAUCAUGCUCAACGGGUUGGUGAUGAGUUGGCACGCUGUACUCAAGGAGAUCGGUCGGUAUAUCAGUUCAUCCGUAAACUGGAAACUAUGGCUUCAGAACUACACGAUCUCGGUGCCCCAGUUCCCUACCGUGACUUGAAGGUCAAACUACACAAAGGUCUAAGGUCCAUGAUGCUCCGUCAACGACUGGACGUUGACCUUAUGAAUGACUACAUGUCCUUCGAGCAUUUCCGAGACCGUGCUCUACUACAUCAUAAACAGCUUAUUAACUAUUAUGGUGUCAACUAUGAUCUUGGGAAAAACAAUACUACUACUGGUACUGGUCAAUCUAAUCCUAAGACCCUCCCCUACACUGAACCCCGUAAGUUGCGAAAAGAUUCUGUUGAUUCACGACGAGGCCGCCCCAAAACUACGAGAGAAUAUACUCCAAGGAGCUCUACUAGCCGAGAUCGCUCGUAUCAAGGAAGGAAAACUUCGGUUAACUACGUCGACUGUGAUGAUGAUGCUGAAAGUGACUACUCUAUUAAACACUUGUUAGCAAUUCAACGAGAUGUCACUGGCUUCACGUGCUUCCGCUGUACUAAAGAGGGCCACUCCGCUAAGAACUGCCCGGAAUCACUACCGGCCAAUAUGACUACUCGUUGUAAAAUAUGUGGUAACCCUGCUCACACUACGGAUGCUUGUCGCAUCAAUACUGAUCACCUACUCUGUCAUCGGUGCAACAAUCCUGGACACCUAGCCUACGUGUGUGGGGCUAAACUACCUGCUCCUACCCCAUCAACUACUACAAGACCUAUGGCUGGUAAAGAAAAAGGGCUGAGACCAACAGGAAAAGCUAAUACUAAUGUCCAUGCUACCUUUCUCAACGACGGAUCCAAUCAGGAUGGACACUACUGCUAUACACUACACCGCUCACAAACUAGGCCCCCCACUCCUGAUCCUCGAGUACGACGUCGAGAAGGUAUGAUGACUGGAUUCAUCACAAUCGAGGACACUGAGGUUACUGCUAUCUAUGACACCGGCGCCGAUGUAUCGAUCAUUACUAGCGAUUGCCUUAACUACGUUGCCCCCGAUGCGGAUCUCGACACUAAUGUCCCUAACGUUCUCAGUGCGGCAAAUGGUGGUAGCUUAGAUACUAUCGGUACGGUGGAACUACGUGUAUCUACAACCAGAGUGUCUAGCAUUCACACCUUCCUCGUCACUACGGUACCAUUGAACCAUCCAGUUAUUCUCGGAUGUCCAACUAUGUCCCGGUUAAGGACUCGUAUUACUAUAUCACCUACUGGUUAUCACAUUGAAACCAACUACACCACUAGGCCUGUUGGUAACAACGUUAAGUUCAACGACUCUAUAGAACAUAUCUCUCAACCUGUCGAAGAUGAGGACCCUCUGGAGGACAACUCAAACGAGCAACUGAGAGAUGACUAUUCUAAUAAAUACGACUAUAUAGAGAACUACAAGGUUAACUACAUCAACCAACUGUGUUACCAAGAAGGUCUCGUCCCCUACGAGAAUGUCGACACUGCAACUAUGGAUCCUGGUAUCCCUAUCACAACCAAUACAAUCAAUGUUCAACCAUUGAUUCGUGGCCAAGGCCCAUCCAACAAUGAGAGGAACGAGACUAAGGCUGCUACUGACUUUGGUAAACACUCACCACCCCCCAAACUGGACGUGCUCGACUACAUCCAAGGAACUGGUGACCAGGUUGAUUACAAUAGAGAAGAUGAGGACCCUGUGGAGGAUGACUCUGGCGACUUACUAGAUGACGAACUUCGGAUUCUCGAUAACCUCCCACCUUGGGAAGUACUACAGAGAGAUUGGUCACUUGAUGAAACGGCUCCACUGGGACGUGUUAUAGUUCGAGCCUUGUGGAAGACCGAAGCUAGACCUCCGAUGAACUACCGUCAAGCUGCCCAACGUGGUGCACGGUCUACUAGUCGCUUGACUACUACACAACGUGAGGCAUUUGAAACCACGUUAAACACUUACGUUGACCGUGGAUUCUGUGCCGUGGUACAACAUAACAACCUCACUAACUACGAGAAGAGUCCGGUGUUCGACGAUUGUCAGACGGCCUGGGACAAACUCACUAAGGGUACGUCUUAUGAGGGCACUACAGUUAUGAAGCCCAAGCACUUCACACCGGCCCAUACUGUGUUUAGAGAUCAACACCCUACUACACCCUGCCGGAUAGUGUUAGACUACCGAGUGUUGAACACAUUCCUACUACGAGGUGGCCGGUCCCAACAUGACCUACAAGGCACUCUACUACAAGUCCGUGGUUUCAAGUAUUUCGUGGCCUCGGACAUUUCCAAAGCCUUCUGUGAAAUGAAGUCCUCACUAUACGACUUGGCUUAUACUAACUACACGUGUAUUGGUAACUACACUAUAUUAUGGGGUAGUGUGGCUUUCGGCACUAACAGCGCUCCUAAUUUUUUGGAGUGCAGUAUGCACGAUAUCACACUAGAAGCUGAGUCACUCGGACAAGUGGGUUCUACGCUAACUACUGGUCCCCUGGUUGAUCCCUCACUAUACAACAAUGAGACCCUUGAGGAAAUCCUUUUACGUCCGAGCCAAGAUGCUUAUGACUACAUUAGGACUGGCCCUGCUAUACCACUCAAGCUGGUACUAUUAAAGUACGUAGACGAUUUGUUCAACGGUGGUGACUCUAUCGAACUAGCUGAGACAUCCAAUGACUUCUCACUCCAUCUACUAGGUGGUCAUGGAUUUAAAUGUGACGCUGUUAAAAAUGUCGUAUCUUGGACUAACUCCACUCAGGAGAACGAUACCAGGAAGUCACUACUUGGAUACCACUAUAACGAUGAGAAGCUCUAUGUUGUUUACUCUGGAGAGUUCCCUGACGGUCCUACUACCAAACGUGAAGCGUGCUCUGCUCUGUCGUCUCUCUACGACCCGCUUGGACUACUUAUCGAAUAUGACCUGAAAGGACGACUUAUCUGGAGACGUAUUUGUGAAAGGUGUAAGCUAUGGACCGAUACUAUCGAUACUAACGUGGCCAACGACAUCAAGGAUUGGAUUACCGAGUGUACGGUGGCCACAACUAUCGGCAUCCCCCGAUAUAUAGGUGUCAACCAUCAACCACUACUAGUAUCAACCGAUGCGUCUUGUGAUCUAUGGGGUGUAGAUAUCCGCUGUGCUGAUACUACAACUGUGUCACCAAGACUACUCAGCCGUGGUGGUGUAUUUCCUAAGGGCCAAGUUAAGUGGACUAUUCCCCGGAAGGAGCUGGUUGCACUCUAUAAGGGACUACAACUACUCAAGGCUAUGUCCCCGUACUUAAUGUCCCGUUGGGGAAAGAUUCGGGUUGCUUACCUGGAUCGUGGAUCACUGAUCCACGAUCGAGGAUCGAGCUGA
Molecule: messenger RNA, 4401 nt
Organism: Perkinsus marinus ATCC 50983
Lineage: Eukaryota; Perkinsozoa; Perkinsida; Perkinsidae
Exons: 1
Coding region: 1-4401 (1466 amino acids)
Biological process (GO): proteolysis
Molecular function (GO): nucleic acid binding; aspartic-type endopeptidase activity; zinc ion binding
Source: RefSeq, a predicted model, not a curated record